AUGGCUGAAACUGAAAUCAAAAGGGUGGUUGACAUGUCUGGUUUUACUAGAGCAGAUCUCCCCUUCAAAUAUCUAGGCCUCCCCAUCUGUGCAAAAAGAAUCUCUAAGGAGGAUUGCAAGCUGCUAGUGGACAAGAUGAUUGCUCGAAUAAAGAGUGAAAUGGCAGGUCCUGGAAGUGUUGCAUGGGGGAACAUUUUUAAGCCUAGAAAAGCUAGUGGAAUCGGAUUCAUGAGCAUCCAUGAAUGGAACAAAGCUGCUAUCAUCAAGAAUAUUUGGGCAAUUGCAUCAAAAAAAGACAAUGUAUGGGUUAAGUCGGUGCAUAAUGUCUAUAUUAACAAUGAAUCUUGGUGGGAGUACAAGGCACCCACCCAAAGUAGCUGGUAUUGGAGGAAACUUGUUGAACUCAAAGAUGAAUGGAAAGAGCAAAUCAAUCAUACCCAGUUUACUGCUCAAAGCUACAAAAUUUCUAAAGUAUAUAAGCUGCUAACAACAGCAAAUGAUCAAUGUCAUUGGAGCAAACAAGUAUGGUCGAGGAUGAACAUUCCUAAACAUAGCUCUCUGCUAUGGCUAGCAAUGCUGGACAGAUUAAAAACCAGGCAGAGGUUGGUCAAGUUUCAGAUUACAACAGAUGCUCAAUGCAUUCUCUGUGAUGCCUCGGAAGAAACAGUAUCACACCUAUUUUUCUGUUGCAUUCUGUGUGGUUAA
Cannabis sativa is the source of this 705-nucleotide messenger RNA. RefSeq lists its product as uncharacterized. The transcript has 2 exons. The record is from RefSeq and is a predicted model, not a curated record. The coding region runs from base 1 to 705 and encodes 234 amino acids. Lineage: Eukaryota; Viridiplantae; Streptophyta; Magnoliopsida; Rosales; Cannabaceae.